CUUUCGGAUGGAGGAAGAGGCGCCGGGGGAGAAGGAGACGGGACAGGAAAAGCCAUUAUGAGACUUCCUCUUACCCCCACGAGCCCGAGGAGAGUCUGAAAGGGAGAGCUGGGCUGAGUAGCGGCCCGAGAGAGGAGCUAGAACUGGACGGGUCCGAAAGCCAUGAGAGAGAAGGCGCAGAUAGAGAGACAGAGUGGGAGUGUGUCUAGGCUCGCGCGGCAGAGAGGAGGAGGAGGAGGAUGGGAACUCCCUUUCCCGGGGCGCGAAUAGGUGUUGAAUGGAGCAGCGGCCGCCUGCCUUCGCCUGCUUGGAGGGUCGCGGGGCGGCACUAGCCGUUUGGCUCCGAGGAGGAGGAGGAGGGAAGUCUCGGUGGCCUGCCCCAAAGACGUCUGGAAUCUCAAGCUGGAACUGAAGCGGCGGCAAAGGAAGGGACAAUAAUAGGGCCACUUGGCGGAGGGGAGGCAGCAGGGGCGAUGGUUCUGCUUAAGCAUCCGGACGCCAAACUUCCUCGAACGCCUGGAAGCUGAGGGAGACCCCAGGAUAGCCCAGACUGGGCGAGUCCUCCGUAGACGAGCACCGUCGUUGCAAGCGCAGCCCGACCGACAGCCGCCACUCACUGGCCAACGUCCUUCUCGGAUUGAACUCGGCCUCCUUCAGUCUCAUACCAAAUUUGAUAUUUUCAGAUUAGGAGAGGAAACAAAAACAGUUUAGUGAGGUAAAAAACCCCCAAGCAAGAUUAAAGUGGCCUGCGGUGUCGAGGUUUUUCUCCCCAAUGCGCCCUGUAUUUCGUCAGCUGGAAAUAACUUUUUAUCCCACCAAGAGCUUCACACUCAAAAUACGGAGGUUUAGGAUGGAAUAAAAGGGGGCAGAAAGGCCAGGUUGCCCUUCAGCGCUUUCCUCCAUCCUGCACAAACAGCCUGCUUCUGGGAGAAACGGAGUCCUCCAGGACAGACGCAGGAAGACAGCCGAGGGUUGGCUGACUGGGGGUGGAGGGUGGGCUUUACUCUCUCCCCCCACCCCCAACCUGCACCAUCCGGGCUGAAGCUGAUGCCCAGGAGAGAAGAAUCCGACUCCAUGAUAUUAUUAUUAUUAUUGUUGUUGUUGUUAUUAUUAUUAUUUCGCCUUCCUUUUGGCUUCGACCUACUCAGGGGCCAUGUCUUCAGUGCCAUAGAGGCACAAUCCUCUGGGGAAGAGGCGCUGCUGGAGAGGCUGGGAUAGUCCUGCCUGGCACAACAUCGAAGGGACGCUCGCGUACCGGAGGCGGGGAAGAGAAGGCAACCCUGCCAGAUCAGAUCUGCUUGCCUGGUUUGUAUGAGAAGGGGGACAGCAAGUUGGGGGAUGAUCGGACCCCGGGGCGAGCCACUAUAGAACUGUUCGCAAGCCCCCGGAAAGCAGCUCCCUCUACGGUGACUGGGUGAUUGCCGGGGACCUCCUCUCUCUCACUGGAUCCUGGCGGCGGAAUCUUCGUUUUCCAUGAACCCGGGGUGAACAGGUGCUCCGGCGGUGUGGGAAAUCCGUCCCCGGGUCCGCUUGGGCUGCGCGUGUCUCUCAGGGCGGAUUAUGGAGAGCGGCGACCGGGACAUGUUUCGCCAGUUUCAGGACUGGUGCCUCAGGACUUACGGGGACUCGGGCAAAACCAAGACGGUGACCCGUAAAAAAUACGAACGGAUUGUCCAGCUCCUGAACGGCUCCGAGACGAGCUCCACGGAUAAUGCCAAAUUUAAAUUCUGGGUCAAAUCCAAAGGCUUCCAGCUCGGCAGUCCGGACGAGGUCAGUGGUGGUGGUGGUGCUGCUGGUGGCGGAGGGAUGCAAGUGCUGUACGUGCCGGUCAAGACCACGGAUGGAAUUGGGGUAGAUGAAAAGCUGUCUUUAAGACAGGUAGCUGUUGUUGAAGAUUUCUUUGACAUAAUCUAUUCCAUGCAUGUGGAAACAGGACCUAAUGGAGAGCAAAUCAGAAAACAUGCUGGACAAAAAAGAACCUAUAAAGCAAUUUCAGAGACCUAUGCCUUUCUACCAAGAGAAGCAGUGACACGAUUUCUAAUGAGCUGCUCUGAGUGCCAGAAAAGAAUGCAUUUAAACCCAGAUGGAGCCGAUCAUAAAGAUAAUGGAAAACCUCCAACAUUGGUGACCAGCAUGAUUGAUUAUAAUAUGCCAAUCACAAUGGCUUACAUGAAGCAUAUGAAGCUGCAGCUAUUAAAUUCCCAACAAGAUGAGGAUGAAAGUUCCAUAGAAAGUGAUGAAUUUGAUCUGAGUGAUUCUACCAGAAUGUCUGCUGUGAACUCUGACCUCAGUUCAAAUCUUGAAGAAAGAAUUCAAAGUCCACAGAAUCUUCAAGGUCAGCAAGAUGAUGAUUCAGCUGCAGAGAGUUUUAAUGGCAAUGAGACUGCAGGACACAGUUCCAACACUUCAGGGGGAACACACUGCAGGGAAGCUGCAGAAGCCAACAGUAAUGGUAAAACAACUUUGGAGUUGGAUGAACAGCCUCUGAACCUGAGUGACAGCCCCUUUUCUGCUCAGCUUACUUCAGAAUACAGGUUAGAUGACCCAAACAGUGAUGGAAAGAGCAAAUACAAGGACAUCCUAGUAUCUGAUCUUAAGAUGGAGCAAGAGGCAAAAGAAAAUGGAAGCAAGUCACCUGCCCAUAGUUAUUCAAGCUAUGAUUCUGGCAAGAAUGAAAACAUGGACAGAGGUGCUGAAGACCUUUCCCUGAACCGGGGAGAAGAAGAUGAGGAUGACCAUGAUGAUCAUGAAGAUGCUGAGAAAGUUAAUGAAUCUGAUGGAGUAGAAGCUGAGCGCCUGAAAGCUUUUAAUAUGUUUGUCAGGCUGUUUGUAGAUGAAAACUUGGACCGAAUGGUCCCAAUCUCUAAGCAGCCCAAAGAAAAGAUCCAGGCUAUCAUUGACUCAUGCAGGCGACAAUUCCCUGAGUACCAAGAGCGUGCCAGAAAGCGUAUACGUACUUACCUCAAGUCCUGCAGGCGGAUGAAAAGGAGUGGUUUUGAGAUGUCAAGACCCAUUCCCUCACAUCUUACUUCCGCAGUAGCUGAGAGUAUCCUAGCUUCUGCCUGUGAAAGUGAAAGCAGAAAUGCUGCAAAGCGCAUGCGAUUAGACCGACAGCAGCAGGAUGAGACUGCUUCAGCUGACAAACCAUAUAAACAGGAACCAACCCAGGUCACAUACUCAACAUCAGCUGUCUCCAGCACACAGGAGGUGUUGUACAUCAAUGGAAAUGGGACCUACAGUUACCAUAGUUACAGAGGGUUAGGAGGAGGUCUGUUAAAUCUCAGUGAUGCUUCUACUAGUGGUCCAACUGAUCUCAGUAUGAAGAGGCAGCUAGCAAGCACUUCGGGGUCUUCUAGCAAUACCAGCUCUAGACCUCAGCUGAGUCCAACUGAAAUUAAUGCAGUACGGCAAUUGGUUGCAGGAUAUAGAGAAUCAGCAGCAUUUUUAUUGCGUUCUGCAGAUGAACUGGAAAACCUUAUUUUGCAGCAGAACUGAGACACAUUAUUAUCUUGCUGAUCUAGUUUUAUCAUAGAAUUUCCACUAAUGACAUUUUGAUAUUCCAGAGCAGAUCUUUCAUGUGCUGCGGUCUUGUUGACAAGUUAAUUUCCAUUAUGCCACACUGUUCUCAGUGUACUUGGUGUGUUAUGGUUCUCCAAGUGAACUUGGAUCUCUGACAUUUUUAAGAUCCUUUAUAAUACCAGUUUGGUUUGUUUUCAUGAGUCAGCAUCAAUAGCAAAAAAGUGACUAGAAGUGUUAACCCAUUCUAACAUGGACAGAAACAACAGAUAUAUACUGGGGUUUCAAAUUUGAUUCAGAAUCCAAGUGCAAUAUUAGUGGAAUGUGCUACUGACUCCGUGGACUCAAAGCUGCAUUAUAUGGCAAAAUGUUGCCAAAUGCCCUGAUAUUAACAGGAUGUAAUUGCAAUGAAAAGGAUCUUGUAUUUUAAAUAAAAUGUAAUUUUUAUAGGAAAAAAAACAAGACAAAAAUGUUAGUUCACAUUCUAAAUUGAUCAUUUUUACUUUGGUAAAUUUUUCACUGAUUUUUCAAAUGAAGUUUUGAGGAGCUGUUGUUAAGUCCUCCUCAAUGAAAUUUUAAUCCCCUCUCCAAUUCACCUCUGUCCUCAAGGUGUAUUUUUCACGCUGAGCAGCCCGUUCCCUGGU
Molecule: messenger RNA, 4160 nt
Organism: Candoia aspera
Lineage: Eukaryota; Metazoa; Chordata; Lepidosauria; Squamata; Candoiidae
Gene: NOL4
Product: nucleolar protein 4
Exons: 11
Coding region: 1561-3495 (644 amino acids)
Source: RefSeq, a predicted model, not a curated record